GUGUAGGUUUUAGUGAAUCUGGAAAAAGCAAAUGCGCACAUUAGCACUUGUUCAUCUAUGCUUCUUCUUCCUUUCCUUCGACAAGUAUUAACACCUUAAAGUUAAACUCUUAUUCUGCACUACCAUUACAACCAUGCGUACCCUUCUCAUCCUCGUGCUACUGUGCGCACACUUCUUAUCCUGCGCCCGGUGCGGCUCCGUCACGGAGAUCCAAGCCUUAACGUCGUUCAAGCUCAACCUCCACGACCCUCUCGGCGCGCUUAGCGCCUGGGACCCGUCAACGCCGUUAGCACCGUGCGACUGGCGCGGCGUUUCGUGCAAAAACGACCGAGUUACUGAGUUACGCUUGCCUCGUCUCCAACUCAGUGGCCAACUCGGUGACCGCAUUUCAGACCUACGCAUGCUUCGAAGGCUAAGCCUUCGUUCCAACUCCUUCAACGGCACUAUCCCCCACGCGCUCUCGAAAUGCACGCUCCUACGCGCUUUGUUCCUAGAAUACAACUCUUUCUCCGGGGAACUCCCGCCGGAGAUCGGAAACCUCGCCGGACUGCAGAUUCUUAACGUCGCCGGGAACAACCUCUCCGGCGAAAUCCCCAGCGAACUACCUCUCCGUUUGAAGUACAUCGACCUCUCCGCGAACGCCUUCUCCGGCGAGAUUCCGAGCUCCGUCGCGGGAAUCUCCGAGCUUCAGCUUAUCAACCUGUCGUACAACAAAUUCUCCGGCCUGAUUCCGGCGCGAAUCGGAGAGCUUCAGAAUCUGCAAUACCUCUGGCUCGAUUAUAACCUUCUCGGAGGAACGUUACCUUCCUCGCUCGCGAAUUGUUCCUCGCUCGUGCAUUUGAGCGUCGAAGGGAACGCGCUCGCCGGCGUAUUGCCGGCGACGAUUUCGGCUCUGCCGAAUCUUCAGGUGCUGUCCCUCGCGCAGAACGAUUUCACCGGCGCCGUCCCGGCUUCCGUUUUCUGCAACGUUUCGCUCGCAGCGCCGUCGCUUCGCAUCGUUCAGUUAGGUUUUAACGGUUUCACGGACUUCGCGUGGUCUCAGGAAGCCACGUGUUUCAGCGCGCUUGAGAUUUUGAAUAUUCAGAGCAAUCGCGUGCGCGGCAAGUUUCCGCUGUGGUUAACCAGCGUGAAAACGUUGUCGGUUCUCGAUGUCUCCGGCAACGCGCUUUCCGGCGAGAUUCCGCCGGAAAUUGGAAGACACGAGAAAUUGGAAGAGUUAAGGAUGGCCAACAAUUCUUUCUCCGGUAAGAUUCCGCCGGAAAUUGUGAAAUGUAGGUCCCUGCGUGUUGUUGAUUUUGAAGGUAACCGGUUUUCCGGCGAGGUUCCUUCGUUUUUUGGUAAUCUGACAGGGUUGGAGGUUUUAUCUCUCGGCGGGAACCACUUCACUGGUUCUGUUCCGGUGAGUUUUGGUGAGCUUGCGUCUCUUGAAACCUUGAGUUUGAGGGGUAAUAGAUUGAAUGGUACAAUGCCAGAGGAGGUGAUGGGGUUGAAUAAUUUGACAAUACUAGACCUUAGUGGAAACAAAUUUUCAGGUCAUGUUUCUGGGAGAAUUGGGAAUCUGAGUAAGCUAAUGGUUCUGAAUCUUAGUGGCAAUGGUUUCUAUGGAGAAAUUCCUACUAGUUUGGGGAAUCUUUUCAGGCUAACUACGCUUGACUUGAGCAAACAGAAUCUCUCUGGUGAAUUGCCAUUUGAGAUUUCGGGGCUUCCAAGUUUGCAGAUUAUUGCUCUUCAAGAGAACAAGUUGUCUGGGGUGAUCCCUGAAGGUUUUAGCAGCUUGACCAGUUUGAAAUAUGUGAACCUAAGCUCUAACGAGUUUUCAGGGCAUGUCCCUAAGAACUAUGGCUUUAUUCGAUCAUUGGUUGUUCUUUCACUGUCUGAUAACCGCAUCACAGGAAUGAUUCCCCCGGAAAUUGGAAACUGCUCUGACAUUGAAACUCUCGAGCUUGGAUCAAACAAUUUGGGGGGUCCCAUUCCCUCGGAUCUCUCUGGCCUUGCCCAUUUGAAAGUGCUCGACUUGAGUAGUAACAAUUUAACUGGGGCUUUUCCUGAGGAUAUCUUCAAAUGCAGACGGUUAACUGUUUUGUUAGCAGAUCACAACCAACUUUCUGGUGCUAUACGAGGGUCAUUGGCAGAGCUAUCAUAUCUAACAAUGCUGGAUCUCUCUGCCAACAAAUUGAGCGGAGAAAUCCCAAGUAAUCUAAACACGAUCCCUGGUUUGGUGUACUUCAAUGUCUCGGGCAAUAACCUGGAAGGUGAGAUUCCACCAAUGCUGGGUUCUAAAUUCAACGACCCUUCUGCAUUUUCAAACAACCAGAACUUGUGUGGGAAGCCAUUGGACAGAAAGUGCGAAGAGACAGACAGUGGGGAGAGAAAUAGGUUAAUAGUGUUGAUCAUUAUCAUCGCAGUUGGAGCUUGCUUAUUGGCACUGUGUUGCUGCUUCUACAUCUUCACGCUUCUCCGAUGGCGCAGAAGGAUCAAAGCAGCAGUGUCCGGGGAGAAAAAAAAGAGCCCUAGAACGAGUUCGGGAACGAGCCAAGGUCGCAGUAGCACCGACACCAACGGGCCAAAACUCGUCAUGUUCAACACCAAAAUCACACUCGCCGAAACCAUCGAAGCCACGAGGCAAUUCGACGAAGAGAACGUGUUAAGCAGAACAAGACACGGCCUAGUAUUCAAAGCCUGCUACAACGACGGAAUGGUCCUCUCCAUCCGCAAGCUCCAUGAUGGUUCAUUAGACGAAAACAUGUUCAGAAAAGAAGCUGAAUCGCUGGGGAAAAUCAGGCACCGAAACCUAACCGUUCUCAGAGGCUACUACGCUGGCCCACCAGAUACAAGACUCUUGGUCUACGACUACAUGCCAAAUGGAAACCUCGCAACGUUGCUCCAAGAAGCUUCUCACCUUGAUGGCCAUGUUCUGAAUUGGCCAAUGCGACACCUCAUUGCACUAGGAAUCGCACGCGGGGUAGCGUUUCUGCACCAAUCAUCACUUAUCCAUGGUGACAUCAAGCCCCAAAAUGUUCUCUUUGAUGCGGAUUUCGAAGCCCAUUUAUCAGAUUUCGGGCUAGAAAAAUUAACCUUGUCGAACCCAGUUGAAGCGUCGAGUUCAAGUGCUUCAGUUGGGACACUGGGUUAUGUGUCCCCAGAGGUGGUGUUAACAGGGGAAGCCACGAAGGAGUGUGACGUGUACAGCUUCGGCAUCGUGUUGCUGGAGCUUCUGACUGGGAAGAGGCCAGUGAUGUUCUCGCAGGAGGAGGAUAUAGUGAAGUGGGUGAAGAAACAGUUGCAGAAGGGGCAAAUCACGGAGCUGCUAGAGCCUGGUUUGUUUGAACUGGACCCCGAAUCUUCGGAAUGGGAAGAGUUCUUGCUGGGUGUGAAAGUGGGUUUGCUUUGCACUGCGCCAGAUCCUCUUGAUCGACCAACAAUGUCUGACAUUGUGUUCAUGCUCGAAGGGUGUCGUGUUGGACCAGAUAUUGCGUCCUCUGCUGCACCCACCACGCAACCUUCUCCGGUGUGACAAGAAAGAGAAGGUUUGUUAAUUUGACGAGUUUACGUAGUGGUCAGAGAUAUUCUACAUUCAUAUGUUAGGAAUGAUCUUUUUAGUGAGAAAUUAUCGAAAACUCAUCAGGUCAGCACAUUACAAGACGGAGAUUAGUCUCUACCCUCUAGCAUAAAAUUAAUCUUUAGUUAAGUGGAUACAGCAUGCAUGUGGUUCCAAAGUUUGACUUUGUUUUAUUGGUUUAGAAAUUAGAACCGAUACAGUAGGUCCAGGUUGUGGUGUUCUUAGCUGGAAUGGAAUUCUUUCUGCAUGGAAAAGAGAAAAAAGGAACAUUUCUUUUCUUUUGCGGUUUGGUGAAUGAGUAUGGACAAUUCUGAGUGUUUGCUUCGAGUGAAGAACUCGGGAUCGGAGGUGGCGGUGUGGUGAACACAGGUGGUGAUGUCAAAGUCUUUUUGACAAUGCAGGGUGGAUUUGACACGUAGGAUAGAAGUAGAAUUGGUGUUUUAUGACGUAGUUGUAGUUGUGGGGUCACAGCUGGUGAAAACUUUGUAGUGUCAGAGGUUGAUUCUGUUGCUACCAAGGAUAGGGUGUCGUGUAGUGUUCUCGGAUGAGUUUCUUGACGCUACACGUGGCUCUCACUGUUGUCCUAAUUGUUGAGAGAGAAAAAUGGAAACAAGGAUUGGAAGUCUCUCAAAUCUCAAUUAUUAGGUACUGUGUAGAGUGGCCCCGAUUUAUUUUAUUUGGAUUAUUGCAAUGUGAUCUGUCAUUUUGACCAUUUUUUUGGUUUUGGGCGUGUAUCAGAACAGGGGAGGGAAACAUAGGAAAAAGAGAAAGUAAUCAUUUGUACUACUGCAAUGCUGUUCUUUCAAACUUGUUUCAAUUUAAUUAUUCCAUACUUUUAA
Cajanus cajan (pigeon pea) is the source of this 4398-nucleotide messenger RNA. RefSeq lists its product as uncharacterized. NCBI's taxonomy places the organism in Eukaryota, Viridiplantae, Streptophyta, Magnoliopsida, Fabales, Fabaceae. The record is from RefSeq and is a predicted model, not a curated record. Gene Ontology annotation, molecular function: ATP binding; protein binding; protein kinase activity. Gene Ontology annotation, biological process: protein phosphorylation.